AUGCAGCCCGGUCCUGGCCCAAACCAACCUCAGCAGAUGAUGUACAACCCCCAGCAGCAGUUCCCUAUGGGCGCCCAAGGACCCUAUCCAGGUGGCCCGAACCCAGGUGCCAUGAUGCCAGGUGCCGGCCCUGCAGGAAUGAUGCAGAAUCCUGGCAUGCCUAUGGGUCCAAAUGGUCAGAUGGCAUAUCAAACACCCUACACGAGCGGUCCAUAUGGAGCUGGCGUCCCGACCACCGCGCCUCAGGGCCAGUUUCCUCCCAAUUAUAUGAUGGCCGCUGGCCAGAUGGGCGGCUUCCCGAUGAACGCAGGUGGAAUGAAUCCACAGCAGCAGCAGCAACAGCAGCAGCAGCAGAUGAUGAUGAGGAACAUGCAUCCGUCACAACAGAACCCUGCCGCCAUGGGCGCAUCCACCCCGCAACGACAGUUUUCCGGACCUCAAGGCACACCGAACUCUGCCAUGAGCCAACAACAGAGCCAGUUCCCAACACCGCAGAACCAGCAAGGCACCCCUCAGAGCCAAACGCCCACCCAAGCUCAGCAACCGCCAAACAAUGUAACAACACCGCAGACGCCAACAUUCCCAUCGACGGGACAAGCAGCCGGUGUGAACGGCGCGUCUGCCUCUACACCUUUAAGUCCGGGCACGGAGUCCAAAGAGAAGGAGAGAUUCACUUUGCUGUUGGAUAUCAAUCAGGAACUUCUGUUUGAGCUCAUUCAAUUGAAAAAUACCCAAGAUGAGCUGAAGAAAGAGCAUGCUGCGGCAAGCUCAAGUAAUACGCCAGAACAACAAAAGGAAGCGCUCGAUGAGGAGAAGGCUGUUCAUGCCGACUGGGUUCAGUGA
Molecule: messenger RNA, 843 nt
Organism: Phaeoacremonium minimum UCRPA7
Lineage: Eukaryota; Fungi; Ascomycota; Sordariomycetes; Togniniales; Togniniaceae
Product: putative glutamine repeat protein-1 protein
Exons: 2
Coding region: 1-843 (280 amino acids)
Source: RefSeq, a predicted model, not a curated record